Messenger RNA from Acanthosepion pharaonis, 690 nucleotides. Lineage: Eukaryota; Metazoa; Mollusca; Cephalopoda; Sepiida; Sepiidae. The record is from the annotation of a GenBank genome assembly.
AUGUCUUUCUAUAUAUCUAUUUCAUUUAUUAUCUAUCUGUCUAUCUAUCUAUCUAUCUAUCUAUCUAUAUGCCUAUCUAUCUACUAUCCUUUAUAUAUCUACCUAUACAGCCUUUUUUUAUAUCUAUAUGUCUAUAUCUAUAUUUAUCUAUCUUCUAUCUAUUAUCUAUCUAUCUUUCUAUCUAUAUAUAUAUAUCUAUCUAUACAUAUCUGUCUAUCUAUCUUUAUCUAUCCUAUCUAUCUAUCUAUCUAUAUCCUAGCUAACACAUCUUAUCUAUCUAUCUAUCUAUCUAUCUAUCUAUAUAUUCUCCCUUUUUAUAUCAUAUCUGUCUAUCUUCUAUCUAUCUAUAUCUAUCUAUCUAUCUAUCUAUCUAUAUAUCAAUAUCUAUCUAUCUAUCAUUUUUUUAUAUCUAGAUCUAGUCUGAUUUCAUUUCUAUCUAUCUAUCUAUCUAUCUAUCUAUCUAUCUUUCUAUAUAUCUAUCUAUAUCUACCUAACACAGCCCUUUUUAUAUCAGUUGUCUUUCUAGGUCUGAUUUAUUUUUAUCUAUCUAUCUAUCUAUCUAUCUAUCUAUCUAUCUAUAUAUCUAUCUAUCACAUAAAAAAAACAUAUCUGAUUUAUUUGAAAAUAUCUAUCUUUCUAUCUAUCUAUCUAUCUAUCUAUCUAUCUAUCUAUAUAUGUAUAUUAUUUUAA